Molecule: messenger RNA, 590 nt
Organism: Trematosphaeria pertusa
Lineage: Eukaryota; Fungi; Ascomycota; Dothideomycetes; Pleosporales; Trematosphaeriaceae
Exons: 1
Coding region: 104-514 (136 amino acids)
Source: RefSeq, a predicted model, not a curated record
GACUAAAAGAACCAGUCGAGGUCGCACAUGCUGCAGCGCGAGAGCCGGGGCUAAAAGUCAUCGAUCACUUGGACAUAUUUUUCUGUUCGGUUCUUAAGGCAUCAUGGAUGAUGUGGAUGGACUGGAAGUUCUGCUUGCGCCUCCUCACUCACUGGCUAGUGUGUUGGUUGGCUGGGAAGCUACCUGGGAAGUCUGUUCGAGGUCCUUCAUGUGGGAGGUGGAAACACUUUUGAAAAAAAAAACUUUGAAACGUUCGGAGACAUGUGGACGAUACCUACCGAAGAGAUCCUCGAGAGACUAUCGACCAUCAAGUAAUCCAACCGCUCCUUCAUUCCGGCCAUGGAUAGUAUAUAACCCCUCCUUCCUCGCCCUCUUCUUCCUCUUCUUCCUCCCUUUACAACACACUGCUCCUCGCGCCGACCUAAAAGUCAUAUACUAUAGACUCCAUGUUCGCCAGCCGGGAAGUUUAAAACCUUCUCCCAAAUAUCGAUGGCUGGAGGGACUUGGGAACUAAAAGUACAAGGUGGCUGGGAAAUGGCUGGGUGAGCCUGGGAAAUAAAAUUCCAACCAACAUCUGAUUAUGUCUCUGG